Molecule: messenger RNA, 676 nt
Organism: Diuraphis noxia (Russian wheat aphid)
Lineage: Eukaryota; Metazoa; Arthropoda; Insecta; Hemiptera; Aphididae
Product: zinc finger MYM-type protein 1-like
Source: RefSeq, a predicted model, not a curated record
AUGGAAAAAGAAGGUUUUUGUCAUUGGAAAAAUGGAUCAUUAUCAAUUACUAAACAUGAAACUUUUUCUACUCAUAUAUUUGCAUCAUUAAAAGUUAAAUUAAAACAAAGUUGUCUACCAAUUCUACCAUCAAUACUUGAAGACCAUAACCGGCAAGUGGCAUUCAAUAGAGAACUAGUUAAACAAUUGAUUGAAAUAACAAUUUUUUUGGCAAGACAUGAUCUCCCAUUUAGAGGGCAUAAAGAAAAUUGGGAAAGUGACUUGAAAGGAAAUUUUAAAGAUAUGGUUGUUCUAAUUUCACAACAUUCGCCUACUCUAUCUGUUCAUAUCAAUCAGUUAAUGGCCAAAGGAAAGAAAGAAAAUUCUUUUAUUUCUUGGAAUCGACAGAAUUCUCUAAUAGACUCCAUUGCUCAAUAUAUUUCGUCAGUUAUCAGAACACAGAUUGUGAAGGCUGGAUAUUUUAGUAUAUGUAUGGACACGACAUUUGAUGUUUCACACAAGRAGCAGCUUUCAUUUAUUGCAAGAUACAUUUUCAAAUCUAAAAUACAUGAAAGAAUUAUURUAAUAACUGAAUCGCCUUUAACUACUGGUAAAGUGCUUUUUGACAUGUUUAAAUGUGUAAUGGAAAAAUGUGGUUUGAACUGGAAGAAAAAUUUAGUCGGCCAGUCUUACGACG